AUGGAAGGUAUUCAUGUUUUAACACAAGACUUUAUAAAUGUGCAUAUUACAAAAUCUGAUGAUGAAAGUGUGCCUCCUAUUGAACGGAGGUUUAACAAAGGUAUAACAGUGUUGGAUUUUAAGACUAAACUUGAACUGGUUACUGGAGGAACAGCAAGUACCAUGAAACUGAAAGUGUAUGACAACAAGAACAACUUUUUAUGUGAUAUUGACAAUGAUACCGCUUUGCUUGGGUCUUAUCCAAUUGAUGAUGGCAUGAGGAUCCAUGUCAUUGACAAGUUUGCCUUGGUUCAUGAUUUUGAUCAUACUGAUAGUGCAGAGAGGUUUAAGUUAUCAGAAGAAGAAUAUGAAAAAAAGGGUGAUACACUUAGAUCAUUUCUACAAAAAAAUAAGCUUGGGAAAUAUAAUGCAGAAGAGAUGGCUAAGAUGAAAGAGCAGCAGGAAAAAGAGUUAGAGGAAGAAGCAAAGUUAGCUGAGUCAGUCUUAGUUGGUGCAAGGUGUGAGGUACGUGUACCAUCCCAACCUUCCCGGAGAGCUACUGUUCGCUACAAUGGGCCAUUGGAAGGAACAAAAGGCUUGUGGAUUGGUGUACAAUAUGAUGAACCAAGAGGAAAGAAUGAUGGAUCAGUCAAUGGUAAAAGAUACUUCACUUGUCCACCCAAGUAUGGAGGUUUUGUAAAACCAGGUUAUGUUACUGUUGGAGACUUCCCCGAAGAGUCAUUUGAUCUAGAGGAUGAAAUAUGA
This is a messenger RNA of Pieris macdunnoughi, 744 nucleotides long. The record is from the annotation of a GenBank genome assembly. NCBI's taxonomy places the organism in Eukaryota, Metazoa, Arthropoda, Insecta, Lepidoptera, Pieridae.